Messenger RNA from Rubroshorea leprosula, 1844 nucleotides. NCBI's taxonomy places the organism in Eukaryota, Viridiplantae, Streptophyta, Magnoliopsida, Malvales, Dipterocarpaceae. The record is from the annotation of a GenBank genome assembly.
GAGCUUGGGUUUGCAAGGAACCCAGGAGCCUAGGUAACCUGCGACAAGCCCAGCUCGUGGGUUCGUGGAGAACCCAGGAUCGUGGGUAGCGUACAACGAACCCAGCUUACAGGUUCAUGAAGAACCCAGGCUCCUGGGUAGCCUGGGUUCGCCUGGGGGGAAAAGGAAAAAAAGAAAAAAAAAUGGCUGGAGGAAGUGGAGUCCAUGUGGAGGGUGACGUGGAGUCUACAUGGAGGAUGGCAUGGAGUCCACAUAAGGAGGAGCUUAAAGAGACUGUGGAGAAUGCAAAAGAAUUGCUAAGUCAAUGGUUUAGUGAAGUUAAAUCGUGGAUGCCUACCAUGGUGGCAAAGGAAAGACUUGUGUGGCUUAAAUGCUUUGGGGUUCCUCUACAUGUGUGGGGUUCAGAAUUCUUCUCCUCUAUAGCAAGUGAGUGGGGCAAGUUUAUUUCUCUUUAUGACAACACUAGACUGAAAAAGAGAUUUGACGUUGCUAGAGUCUUAAUCUCCAUAGCAGAAGACAAAAUUAUCUCCAAAGCUAUUAACUAUAUGAUCAAUGGUCAUAUGUACUGCAUCCAUUGUAUGGAGGAAGAAUUAAGUUCUGGGUGCUUCUCUUUAAAAUCAGAUUUUGUCCCAAAAUACCAAUAUGCUUUAGAUGAGGUAGAGGACGGGUCUUGGGAUUCUGAUGAAGAAGACGAUGAAGACGUGGCAAACAAUGGUUGGCGGAUUGAUGAUGAGAUAGAAGGUUUAUUCAAAUUGUGUGGAAGCAAAAAGAAAGAUUUUGCAAAUCAACCAAUUUAUGGGGAAUUGGGCGCAACGAGUAGAAGAAAAGAGAAGAAUGAGGAGGAAGAGUCCUCUGACGCAAGGGGCAACUGUGAGUUGGUGCCGAAAAUCAUUAAUUGUGGAAACAUAGAAAGUAGUGUUCAACAGCUGGAUAUCCAAAAGUAUAGCAACUUUGAAAAUGGAAGUCUACAAUUGGACAGGAGUAGAACAAAGGUGACAGAGCAACCCGAAAACGGAGGUGAUGAGGAGGCCCAAUUUUUAACAAAGCAAGGGCACUACAAGCAAAAUGAAUCAGAUCCACCAAAGGAGACAAUUGAAGAGCAUGAGGAGGUUAAUUCAUUUUGGAAAGGCCUCGCUAGUGACCUAGGUAGAUUACAAGAAUGGAUGAAAGUGGGAGAAAGAAAGAACUUGAGAAAGAGAAACAGUAAAAGGCAAAAAGUAAGAGCAUGCAUGGCUGUGUACCAGUAUUCCACCAUGGUGGCGAACAAGGAUAGUCUGACAAAGAAGAGAGGAAGAUCCAACUUGAAGAAAAAUCAGAGAGAGAGAAUACCGACCUUUAUUCUAGAUCUCUUGAAUCCGGUUGUAGGUGGAUCCAUUUUUUAUAGCGGUAUCUUCAACUGUAACAGGGGAGGAAUCCAAAGUAAUCAAGGAUCGAUGGCAAACGAAAUUUGGAAGUUUGCUAAAAUAAUGGGCAUUUCUACAAGAGGUAGCGAUAAGGAGACUGUAAAGAGGAUUGCAGAACUAGAGAGAAGGGACAAAGAAGCCAGAAAGCUGCUAAUGCAAAAGGGAGCCACAAAUGGGAAGAAUGUCAGUAACUUAGUCCCAUGAAUUUAAUGUCCUACAAUAUUAGAGGAUUAGGAGGGUAUGGUAAGAAAAGAGAUAUUAAAGAGUUGAUUAGAAAGGAGAAAGGAAAUUCUUGGCAUUACAAGACUCAAAGCUACAGUUGAUCGAUAGAAAAUUAUGUAGAUUAUUAUCGGACUCUAAUGAUUUUGAUUUUGUGGCUAAACCUUCUAAUGGGCAAUCAGGUGGGUUGAUAUGUAUAUGGAAUAAAGUAGUGUUCAAGUU